AUGGACCGAGUCUUCAAAGAAGGACCAUGGUCCUUUGAUAACCAAGCACUCAUGUUACGACGGUGGACGCCCGGUAUGACUGCGGCAAAUGUCAAAUUUGAUUCGGUUGCUCUCUGGGUUCAAAUUUGGGGGGCGCCGUUCGACAUGUUCUCUCCUAAGGUUGCAGCUGAAAUUGGGAGUCGUUUGGGGGAGGUGGUGGAGGUUGAGAAGCGACAAAAACUAGAAGCACAGAAUUUUUUCAUGAGAGUUAAGGUUUCAAUCCCAACGUCCAAACCUAUUCGACGGGGCGGAUUUAUUGGUGGUUCGGAUGGGAAAAGGUAUUGGGUUACAUUUAAAUAUGAACGUCUUCCAUUGUUCUGUCAUUUUUGCGGAUUCUUGGGCCAUGAUCUAAAGCACUGUGCUGAGUAUUUUGCACAAAGUAAGAAUGGCGGAGGGGUAGGGUGUCAAUAUGGGGAGUGGUUGAAAUCUGCAGGUGGCCGGCCACGUUCACCCUCUAGGACAGGAUUGGCCAAGAACCAGAAUCCCAACAGUGAAGGUAAGGCUGAGGUGCAGAAUGUGAAUGGUAGCAGUCCAGUGAGGCAGGCGGCGGAACUAGUGCACCAUGAAGUAAACCCUACAGAGGGUGACCGGCAUGCAAAAGGAAAGGACGUGAAAACAGGGGCAUCUCCGGAUUGCACGGAUCAUGUUUCCGUAACGGAUGUGUCAACUAAGGAACGGCUGAUGCCACAUUUAUUGGCUAAAAAAUCGGAGAUUCCAUCUUCAAAUAAUGAGAGCAUAUCUCAUAUUUCUAGUGAGUCUCACGUGGAAGUUAAGCAGCCAGAACCACUUAAGGGUCACGUGGAUAGCAAGGGGCAGGAUGGGCCUCAGGUUUCUAAACAAAAGCCCACUUGGACCAGGCUUAAUAAGAUGGAGUGUGGGCCGAAGUUAAGGGAAACAGAAGGAAGUUCAAAACCAUUGGGAAAAAGAAGAAUCCAGGAUGCAGAAAUUGAAGAAGAGACAGACAUAGGCAGCAAGGUGGGGAAACGUGGUAGACUAUCUGAAGAUGUUCAAAUGGAUGAAGCAGCGGGGGUGCAUGAACACCCUUGUUGA
This is a messenger RNA of Quercus robur (English oak), 1089 nucleotides long. RefSeq lists its product as uncharacterized. Lineage: Eukaryota; Viridiplantae; Streptophyta; Magnoliopsida; Fagales; Fagaceae. Bases 1 to 1089 code for a protein of 362 amino acids. The transcript has a single exon. The record is from RefSeq and is a predicted model, not a curated record.